UCAACCGGAAGUGUAAUAAUUGCUGUGCCGUUAGUCUUGUAGCCGCAUAAGCUUUCGCAGUUUAAUUGCGAUGGCAGUUGCACAGCCUACAAUGUCUAAGUUCCAAUACCUAAGGACGUUUGUCAACGACCGACUGACUGCUGCCGCUGAAGAAAUAUUUGGUGUCUUUGAGAAAACCAUCGUCGCCUACGAAGAGGAAAUGAAUCGUCAGUUAAGACUUCUCGAUGUCGUCUGCAAACCUGUUAAUUCACAGAGAACAGGGUCUCCACAACAGAGAUUGUGUUCCCAGGAGAGCAUAUCCAAUGUGGAGCAGGGCCUCCAAGAAACCUCACAAAUUAAAGUGGAACAAGAGGAACUUCUAGAUGAAGAGCAUCUUCUCAUAAAGCAGGAGGAUUACUUCUCAAAUGGUGAACCCCUUGGAGUCUGGCCGCUUGUUUUGGGUUGCGAGCAGAAUGAAAGUGAAGCCGAUAAAGACGCUACAUCUCAGAGGUUACAAUCAGAAUCGGAGAGCGGAGACUUUGGUGCGUCAGGACCAAACCGUGAUCAUCCAGUGCUAUUUCGUGGCUAUUAUCCAGAAAAUAAUGAGGAUGACAUCGCUGACAAUAUGGCAUCUACAUCAGCUCGAAGCAUUAAGUCAGAACAUCAUGACUGGGACCUUGAGAGCACAGCCGUUCGUUGUCAGGUCCAGCUUUUUGAGCAGCCUUUCCACUGCAGCACCUUUCAUACAGACUCAGACGUGUACACCCAAGUAGACAUGACUGCCCUCUCUACCGAGAAACCUUUCAUUUGCAACAUUUGCGGAAAGGGAUUUGGUUUUAAACGUUACCUGGCGCAACACAUGAUCACCCACUCCACCGAGAAGCCGUACGCCUGCAGCAGAUGUCGGAAGACCUUCCGACGUCAGCAAGCUUUGCAGAUUCACAUGAGGUGUCACACGGGCGAGAAGCCGUAUUUCUGUAAAACAUGCGGGAAGAGAUUCUGUCAGAGUUCCGCACUCAGAGUUCAUUUAAGAGUCCACACGGGGGAGAAACCGUACCACUGCAGCAUGUGUGGGACUGAAUUUCGUAGCCUGCCGGUGUUAAGAAACCACAUCAAGAGGAGCCACGAAGCCAAGAUGCUGUAGGUGUCCUCAUGUCAGUCCCUCAAGGAUUUUGCUGGCUCUUUUUGUUAUUGUUGCGGCCUAAAAUGAUUUCCUAGCAACUUUUUCAAAAAGUUGCAAUGUUUUAAGACUUAAAAAAAAAAAAUUGCAUCCAUGAUUUUAUGAAUUUGUUACCAAUGUUUUAAAUGUUCUUUAUAAUAUUAUCCCCAUAAAGCACAGGAUUUCAAACAGUCUAAAAAAAUAUGAUUUAUUUGCUUAUUAAACUCAAGUGCAGAGCACAACUUUGAAUAUUGACAGCGAUUUACCGAUCCCCAACCCCCAUGCCACACAAAAAUGUGCUUUAUUCAGCCACAACAAAUGUUGCAUGUUAUGUGUCUAGACUGUUGAGGUUUGGUUUGUAAUUGUUUUUAUUAUUUUUGUUCAAAUAAACUACCUCAGUAAUGAAUGGUUUCUUCCAACAUGUGGUCACUGGCACACGUGGUUUAAAUUGUUGGUAGGAAUGUUUGAUAUUGGCUUUUUUGCUGAUUACCAAUAUGCCGAUAUUGUCCACCUCUAAAUUUCAACCGAUACCGAUAUGUGUAACAUCACAUAUCUUUCUUGAGUGAAAUUGUUCUAAAGUAACAAUACUCUUAAAUGAGUACAGUUGUUUUGUUGGCUAUGCCACCCAUCUCUGAGUAGAUAAACCAUGUUUUACAUAUUUUAUAUAAGACAGAUAAUACAUUUGUGUUCCUUGUCACUUGGUUUGUUAUUUUUGGAAAGAUUUAAUGUAUUUUUACUUGAAGAGUAUUGUUUAAAAUACAUGAAUUUGCUCAUUAUUACUAUUUUGAUUGAUAACUUUUAUGUUCUUAUUUUAGAUUCUCUUUUUAUUGCAUUAAAACUACUUAAUGGGAACAAUAAAAGUUCUUAUCUUAGCCAUUUGAGAAGAGCAAAUACAUUAUUUUUGGUGCCUAAGUGUUUCCCAAGUGUAUGAGUGUGUGUGUGAAUGUUUUAACGAGAGGCAUUAUGUUAAGUUUCUUUGUAGAAAGGCGCUUUUUGAAAGUAAGUACAUGUAUUUGUAUUCACUUACAGUGCAGCCUUGCCACAUCCAAUAUGGCGACGACGUUGACGUAAGGCUCAGCGAUCCAUGCUUCGUCUACGUGUAUGGUUUUGACAACAGCACUUCCUGUUCCCCAGCGUGCUUUGCUGUACUGUUUUUGUAAAUGUCUGCUAAAUUACACAUUUAGAGCUCACAUAACUUGAUUAUUUAGCAUUAUUCGUUGGUAGUGUCUUGUCUGUUGUUAUCCACUUAUUACGUUUCUGUGUGAUAUUUUUUUUUUUGAGGUCUUUCUGAGUAAGAACGCUAUGUGGAGUGAUGACGCCCCCUUCCCACAAUUUUUACGGACCUCGCAAUUUCGGUUUGAUGUCUGACAUUACCCUGCCUGCCAAAUAGUUACUGAUUCCUCCCAGCUUUGUGAGCAUCACAGUACUAAGAGAUGUUUCAAUGUUGUUCUUCUUCAUGUUGCAAUUUGUCGGCUUACAAUGAAACCUUCAUUCCUUCAUUGAUCAAAUGUAUUAUUAUUUAACACUUUAAAUACGCUAUCACACAUUAUGCUGUUGUGGAUUACUUAAACAAUUAUAGCCUGUGAUAAUCCAGUGUUUUCAAUAUUUUGUAGCAAAAAUGUAGACACACAGCUGUCUGUUAAGUCCCACAUUUGAUAGUCCAUGUCAGACCACAAACCAAGCGUGAAGUCAAAGGAAUUGUCUGUAGACCUCCAAACUCCACACAUGUUCCAACGGAGACUCAAACCCUUGAUCUCCUGACUGUGAGCACAACAUGCUAACUACGAGGCCACCGAGCGGCCUGAUAUAGCACUAAUAAUUAAUUACAUUUUUAGAAUAUGGUGAGGGCCAG
This is a messenger RNA of Dunckerocampus dactyliophorus (ringed pipefish), 2990 nucleotides long. RefSeq names its product zinc finger protein 3 homolog. The record is from RefSeq and is a predicted model, not a curated record. Gene Ontology annotation, cellular component: nucleus. Gene Ontology annotation, biological process: regulation of transcription by RNA polymerase II. Gene Ontology annotation, molecular function: RNA polymerase II cis-regulatory region sequence-specific DNA binding; DNA-binding transcription factor activity, RNA polymerase II-specific. NCBI's taxonomy places the organism in Eukaryota, Metazoa, Chordata, Actinopteri, Syngnathiformes, Syngnathidae. The transcript has 2 exons. The coding region runs from base 71 to 1123 and encodes 350 amino acids.